Molecule: messenger RNA, 1795 nt
Organism: Dicrocoelium dendriticum
Lineage: Eukaryota; Metazoa; Platyhelminthes; Trematoda; Plagiorchiida; Dicrocoeliidae
Source: the annotation of a GenBank genome assembly
UUCGUUCAAAAUCUAACUUAUCUGUGUACUCAAAUUCAAGUUCAGCGGGUCGCUUACCAACUCUCUUUCGAAUGGAGAGUGAUGAAUAUAUGGGACGACCUGCUGCAGCACGUAGUUGAGGCAAAGUCGGUGUGGGAAUUUAAGAAAUUCCUGGACAAACACUUUGCCGAUAUAAAAUAUAUUGAUCGUACCCCAACAUAACUGGUCUUUGUCCCUGGGUGACAUAAGAUGCAAGAUCCACAACAUUUGGCCAGUGACGUCAACUCGGGUCUGGCAACUUGUAUCCGCAUAUGCUGCUCUAUGGUGUUACAACCUCGCUUUGUCUCAAUCAGCGGAUGAUCACCGAUUAAGAGAGUGGUACGCGCUAAACGCCCUUGUUGGAGUUGCAUCAGCAAAGCGGUUGCAGCAUGAUUACUGUCCUGCCGAUGUGGCGAAAGGAAAUUCCCAAGAACAUGCAACAUCUCACUUAACAUCCCAAAACGAUUUUCUCUCAGCAUCUGCUUUUCUGCCCGAUGAGCUCAACAUUAGUGUUUACGAACAAAUCUGCCGCAUAAGUCUUGGUUUACUCCCAACUGUUGAACCGUGCACUAACCACGAAUUUCCUUUCAUACACAACGUUCACGAUUUAUGUGAGGAAGAUCAGCCCAUUGACUUACUCAUUUUGAUUAGUUCCAAAAUGGUCAAUUUUGAGCAAAGGGAGGUCGUUCGUCGGCUUUGGGGAAGCAGCGAAUGCUGGUUAGGCGCUCAAGUACGCCAUGCCUUUUUGCUCGACAUUCAAGCUGGAGCCAUGCUUCCUGAUCCCGGUGUAAUGGAAGAACAAGAAAUAUACAACGACAUAAUACAACAGCAAUACCCGGUUAGCUCAGAAAAUGUCACAUCCUACAGGUUGCUACUGGGAAUACAGUGGUCGCUCGCAUUCUGUCCUCAAGCGAAAUGGUUACUGUUUGUGAACGAGGAUCAUUUUGUCAAUCCAUACAACACCAUCAGCUUUUUGCUCUCUAUUAGUGAAGCAAUGCGACAGCGUCUCGUGGUCGGUUCAGUAUGGUACGAACCGACUGAGAAAGUGGUCGAAAAGGUGUUGUUUAAAGCAACAACAAAGCACGAGCCGAAAGAACGCUAUCCAACAUUUGUUGCUACAUCAGCCAUGUUUGUCAGCCCUGUAUUGGCUCCAAGCAUCUACCUAACCAUGCGGUACACUGAAUUGGCCACACAUCCAGACUUAUUUUUUGCUAAGGUGUUGCUCAGGCUGUUCCUGUUACCUGCUCACUUUGAUGAUAUUUAUGCCCAUGAUCGUAAGCCAAUUGCGGAGAAGUUGAAAGAACGGGCAAUUGUUUUCCCUUGUGGAGGAAGACAUAAUCAAACUAAAAUGUGGGCACGGCUAAAAUGUGAUAAAUAUUGUUAGCAACUAACACCACCAGGCUGAAAGUAAGGAUGAAAUGGAGUUUGCCUCAUGAAAUAGAUGUGUUAUGUUGAUUAGCCCAAUUCCAUGGCGGUGUGAAAGAAAGGAAAAGCACAAAUAUUCAAUGUUUUCCAGCUUACGCAAAAAGCAAAAUAAGAUGGACGACAUUUUGUGAUACGACUUUGUCUCUUAUUCGGCUGCAACUCUUCCGCGCGAUGUUUAUCAAUCGCACGCUGAAUCUUGACUGUCUCGUAUGUCGACUUUUUGGUUUUCAUUUUAUGUAACUAUGUCGGAAGUAUACGUUUGCACUAUGUUACUGCUAGCUCGAAGAAGCGAGCAAGCGUUCCGUGAAAGACUGCAAACCCUAGACGCCAAAUGCAUAUUUGGUACGCACUC